This is a messenger RNA of Haliotis rubra (blacklip abalone), 2876 nucleotides long. RefSeq names its product chromo domain-containing protein cec-3-like. Gene Ontology annotation, biological process: negative regulation of transcription by RNA polymerase II; chromatin organization. The record is from RefSeq and is a predicted model, not a curated record. The coding region runs from base 114 to 968 and encodes 284 amino acids. The transcript has 5 exons. Gene Ontology annotation, cellular component: pericentric heterochromatin. Gene Ontology annotation, molecular function: chromatin binding. Lineage: Eukaryota; Metazoa; Mollusca; Gastropoda; Lepetellida; Haliotidae.
GUUGAGUUCAACUAUUGUCAAAGAGGAACAGAAACACAUUGAUUGGCUGUUGCGACAAUGUAUUGAAUUACCUAUUUUGCGCGGUGCAUCAUGGGAGUCUGGUACUUUCAAAAAUGGCGAGCUCAGAUAGCGAAAGCUCUUACGAGGUGGAUCAGAUCUUGAAUCAGAGGAAGAGGAAGGGUGUUGUAGAGUACUUGGUGAGAUGGCGAGGGUUUGGGAAGGAGGAGGACAGCUGGGAACCUCUCAAGAACCUCGCCAACUGUGCCGCUGCCAUGGCUGCAUAUGUGAAGCUUACGGCACCAUCUAAAACUCAGAAGAAGUCUACAAAGUCCAGAUCACGGUCAAGGUCACGAUCCACCAGCCGAAGUAGAACAACAAAGACAAAGAGCAGUCGCUCACGAACCCCAAGAGCCCGCAGUCGAACUCCUAGAUCCCGAUCACGGUCAUCAUCAAGAGGUAGACAAGCAAAACAGCCAGAAACUCCACCACGCCAGUCAAGAAGAACAGAAGUUGUCACAAAAUCUUCCACAAACCGAACUCCAGGUAGAGUUGAAAGAACAACAGAAGUUGUAAAGCAAAUACGAGAUGAGUCAAAGCCAACUGAGGUGAAGACGACACGGGUUGUACAAUCACGGACAGAGGUGAAGACAGUGGAGGACAAAGUUGACGGGAAGCUUGUAGCUGCCAAGCCACAGGAAGGUACUGGCACCAGCCUGUACACACUAUGGCAGACAGCUGACACAGCAGUCCUCAUUCUGUUUGUCUGUGUCUCCAUCAUCGUUCUCAGCUAUGUUGUGGAGAACUACUGCAGCCCUUCUGCAAUGUGGAAGUUUCUGGUUGGUCUGUACACAUCUGUAGUUGGAGCUGUUGUUGCUGUGUGGCAGUGUGUGACAGCAUCAACGGCAAGGGCUUUGGAGACAGCAGCAAACUUCACCCGCAACAGUUGGAAGAAGGUUACCACCAACUAGACCCAAGAAGGAGCACUCUCAAGCCACGGAGGCCUCUAGUGCAGACACUCGUAGAUGUGUGUACCUUAAAGCAUUGAUAGUGUCUACAGCAGGCAAGGGUGUAGCAUCUCCACAUUCAAUAACACAACACAGGAAAUCACGAAUGGAAUUGUCAAAUUGUACAUUUUCACUUUUUAAUGAAGUCAUGAAGUUCAUAUUGACAGUGAUUGCUCUGAUACUGCAGUCUCAAAUCUAAUAUCCUCUGAUUCUUUUAAGUAGUGUCAGGUUUUAACAUUCUAAUAUUUUUUUUAAAGUAGCUUUUGAACAGGUUGCUUAUCAUGUAGGAAAAAAAACUGCUCUUCUUUACAUAUUGUACCAGUUAAGUGUAAGCUCAUGUGAGAUUUUAUAAGAUAUUCUAUAUUUUUCCAUUCUUAACAUUCCCAUUGUUUUAAUCCUGCACUGACCAAAGAGUUACCUCCCCUAACAUGUCAAAACAAGCUUCCAUUCAUGUCUCUGACUGAAAGUUUCUGUGAAAUAUUGAUAUGAAAAAAAAACAGAUAUUUUUUUUUUUCCCUUUCUAGCAUCGGUUUGGAUGCAGUGUUGGAUAUUGAAUUUGUACAGUGAUGACUCUUUGUAUAGGAGGUAUGAAAUGGAUGUUCAUUGUUGGCCUGUGUACUGCAAAUAGGCUUCUAAAAACUCUUGCAUUCUUACUUGAUCUAGUCUUAGUUCUUACAUUACAGACUUAUCACAGUAUUGCUGUAUUUAUGUAGUGUCUGGAUUAUCAGGUUUAGAUUUGUGUGAUUUUUGCUUUACAAUGUGUUCAAAAUCAGAAGUGCUAUCUAUGUAUUUCUUUAAAAUAGGCAGCAACAAACAAAUGGUAAAUCAUUGAUACAGAAUCAGGACGAACCAAUCUUGAAAUACUGAAGCAAAGAUGAGCAGAACGUUGCAGAUGAUAAUCAUGAUAACUAAAACUGUUGACUAAAGGAAACAUUUUCUGAGGAGGGUAAUUGUUGUACAGUUACAAGGUUUGGAGAUGAAAUGUUCCUGAAAAUCACUGAAUAUGUAUGCAGACAAUAUGAUCAUUUCCACUGAAUUAUAUCUUAGAUGUUCACCAACUGUACUUUAUGUAGGUAGUAGGUACAUUGUAGAAGAUAUUCCCAGAGUGAUCCUCUUCAUCUGUGCCGACAUCACUGCAGCUAUACAGUUCAUACCCUGCAGGUUGUGUGCUGCCUGGUGACAAUGGUCUUGCUCAGUUUGUCAUGUUCAAUCAUCUUUCAUUUCAUUCAAUCACUAUAAGUGAACCUUCCUACCGAUUAUGUGUUCUUUUAUAUAAGAGUGCUCUCAUGAAAUACAUUUAGCAAUUUUUGAAACUUUUAACUUUACAUUGACAUGUUUUACAUCAUUGUAUAAAAUUAUCCUGUAUGCUCUUACUGUUAAAUGUAAUACUUUUGGUCAUAAUGUUGUCACUGGUUUUAAUGUUCAGUUUCAUUUCUCAUCCAAAUCAUCUUUAUUUUCAAUGAAUACUGUGCCAAACAUUCUGAUUUCAAUUUCAUUGGUUUUAAUAGAUUUUUAAUUCAUGUGUUGUGUAAACUGUGUUCAGUAGUAUUCAGACAAUGCAUACAAAGGAUAUGCAAUUACUAGUAGUUCAGGUUAUAGCUUGUUACUUCUCCCUACAUACUGCCUACUGUUGACAGUGCACAUCAGUCUUGGACAUUUGAUCACAGCCAUUUUAUAAAUGUAAAGAGAAUUAUGUAUGAAAACCCUGUGCAACAAAUCAGCAGCCACACAUGGUAUUACUAAUGGGCAGCUAGGAAGUGUUUAUCAGCUAAUAUUGUUAACCAUUUUUAGCACUUUUUCACCAAAUCUCUGUAUGCAGUAAAGUAACGUAGAUGUACCUAUAUAUACCAAUAAAGGAAAACAACUUUGUAA